AUGGCUACCCUUCGACGUCCCGGAUACCGCUCUGUCACCGAUCACCGAUUCAAAGAUGAAGACAAGGACGCCAUUAUUCGGACCGUCUCUUACCAUCGUGAAGACUUCGACCGCGCUGUGAUCUGGUUCUCACCUGAUCAACAUGCCGAUGUUCGUCCCUCAAUAGCAACACCCUUCCCGCGGACUUCGAAUGUCGGACUAGGCAUCCUUGAUUGUUUACCCCCCGAGCUCUUAAACGAUGUGCUUUUCCGUCUAGACGUACAUUCGUUGUUCAAGUUCCGACAGACCAAUCUCCGAUCGAGACAGAUGGUGGACUCUUUGAAGCAGUAUCAGAUGGUGGUCUCACAUGGACUCAACCUUUUUUGUGCUUUGCUACGAACAAGUCUUGCGAUCGACACCCCUCUACUUGACUUCUACGACAUUCUGUGUACCAAGAAUUGUAGUCUAUGCGGCGAAUUCGGCGGGUUCGUUUCCCUCCUGAUCUGGAAGCGAUGCUGUUUCGGAUGUAUCAAGAAGGCUCCAGAGUGCCAAGUGCACACUCGUACCGCUGCCCCAAAAGAGCAUCACUUGACAAAAAACGAGUCAAAACAACUGAGGUCCUUCAAGGCCUUGCCUGGCAAAUAUACAAUAGUUGGCGGGUCUAUGCACCAACGUCGAAUUACAGUCGUUUCUCGUCACCAGACUGAUUUGAUUCUGAGCCGCGAGAACAAUUCUUUGGAAGAAGCCGGACCACUAAGGCCAUUCCCAUCACCGAAAUUCAACCUCAUGGCGUCAUGCGCACUUCCCUACUAUGACAAACUCACCGGUAAGGUCGAGAACGGAAUAGCAUGCGCUGGAUGCCAGCUUGCUCUCGAAAGAGGAAUCAUCGGUUUCCGUAUCGAGGAAUGUGCUUUGGUCGCCCGAGACAAAGUACAUGCGCCAGAAGGCUUUUUGGAACAUUUUCGAUGCUGUGAACAGGCACAGCGACUGUGGGAGUCGAGUUGCGGAGGAACUAAGAAACCAGCUCAGCUGCCAGAGAUUGCUCGAAGAUGCGGGUACUUCGGCCAAAGUGGAUAG
Fusarium coffeatum is the source of this 1056-nucleotide messenger RNA. RefSeq lists its product as uncharacterized. The record is from RefSeq and is a predicted model, not a curated record. The transcript has a single exon. Gene Ontology annotation, molecular function: protein binding. Lineage: Eukaryota; Fungi; Ascomycota; Sordariomycetes; Hypocreales; Nectriaceae. The coding region runs from base 1 to 1056 and encodes 351 amino acids.